AUGGAUCGAAAUCGAAAUCGGUUAGUUUUUCCAUUCUUUAAUUUUUAAGUACAUAUUUUUUCAAGUUAUAAAAUAUGAAUUUUUAUUGCUAUUUUUGUCUAGGGAAUUAAUUCAGUCAAAGUGCGAAGAAAUAAAAAUUCUGAAUAAAAAUAUGAGGGGCGAAUUUUUGUAGAUACAAAGAAGAAAGAUAUGGCCAACAUUAUGAUAAUUAUGAUUAUGAGGAGGAUUACGGUAAUAAUGGAUAUCAUCAACAAUAUGAAGAUGAAUAUGAUCAAGGUGCACAUGAUUUUUAUGAUACUGUGCCAGCAACAAAUGUAGCGAGAAUUCAAGUUGAUCAACAGCCACAACAACAACAACAAAGAUAUGGAAAUGGAUAUGGAAAAUAUGAACAGAAAAGUGGACAUCCACAAAGAUAUAUUGAUGGAUUUCAAAAUAGUCAAAGUAUGAAUAUGUCCACUAAUAACAAUAACAGUAAAAAGAAAGAAACACCAAAUGCUGUGCGAUCAAUUAUAAAUAAUUUGAAGCAAAGUGAUUUGAAGCAACAACAACAACAAAGAGAAGAAGAGCCGACAACCAGAAAUCGAGUUUCAACAAAUCCAUUUAUGAGAGCUAAUCAGUUACAACAAAAUCAACAACGAUUUGAGCAAUUACCAAAAAAACAAGUUUCUAAAAAUGUUGCGGAAGUUGUGGAAAAAAUGAAUAAUGGAGAUUGGCCGAUUCGAAUUGAAGAUGAAAUAAACGAAGAAAAAGCAAAACAAUGGGAAACACUUCAUCGAAAAAAAGAUGAAAAAAGAAAUACUAUUUUGGAAAGUCCAAAAGGUUCUGAAAGAUCAUCUUCGAAUCAUGAAGAAGAAACAACUACAGUUUCAACAGAUUCUGCACUGUGUUCAGAGACAAUUGAAAAUACAAGAGGACCAAGUCCAUAUAAAUUGCCAGCGAGAGAAAAUUCGGAGUUAGGAGAAGAAGCGGAAAAGUUACUGUACUAUUUCAAAUCACAUCGUGAAGUUUUAAACUACUUGGGUGAGUUGAUUUUUUUUUUGGAAAAAUAUAAUUUAUAAUUUCAGGAAUUGGACUGCCUGAUCGACUUUGGCAACAUAUCAAUAAAAUGCCAAAUCAAGAAAUGAGAAUUCAAGCCAUAACUCAUUCUUCAUCAAUCCCAAAAAUUGUGACACCAACGCCAUCUACGAAAAAACAACAACAGUUAACACCAAUUCAGCAACAACCUAUUCCACAAAUAAUUCGAACAACUUCCCCAAUUCCAGUUUCAGUACCUGUUCCUCCUCCACCUCCGCCACCAAUUACACCAGAAUUCAUAAAACAACAAGAUUUAUCAAAAGGUGGAAGAUUUGUUAAGAAAUCAGCAGCUGCAUUGAUUGCGAAAAAACAAGGAAUUAUGACAGAAGAUCCCGUAUGUUUCUAUUUAAAUUAGUUUAUUCUUUGAGUAAAAUUACUAAUCUUUCAGAAUUCUGCCACUGAAAUUAUCGAUCCUCGAAUUGCUGAAGAGAUCAAGAACUUGCGAGACAGAGAGGAUGAACUAAAAAGAUCACGCGAGAAUUUAAAUUCUUCUACUGGAAUGCGUGGAGCAUCGAGUUAUGAGAGACUUGAUUCAGAUCUUGAUGUGACUAUUAAUAAAAAUACCAUCGAACGUUCGCACUCUUCACACAAUGUGUUUAUCGAAAAUACAAAUUCUGACAAUUCGCAUUCGCGUUCUCAAAAACAACAACAACAACAACAACAACAACAACAACAACAACAACAACAACAUUAUGGAACUCAAAAUUAUGGUUCAAUGCCACGAACACAUCAUCAAAGACAAGAAAGCCAAUAUUCAAAUAUGAGAAGAGACCCUGAAAUUCCACAUAAUGAUCGAGGCUAUCGAUCAUCGAGAAAUCCAGAAUUUUUUCGUACUCCGCCCCCUAUUGAGACGCAGAACACCAAUCGGCCGAAAUCAGCGUAAGUUUAAAGAAAAUGUCUUGAAACAGAAAAUGCAUGUGAAAAAAAACCAAAAAAACGUAUUUCAGUGCGGCGUUCGAAACGAAAUCACCCUAUCAUACAGGCCUACAGCUGCCACCGGCAAAUGUCUCAAUUUCAACGUAUCAACGGUAAGAAAUUAAUGUUUUGAGUGGGAAGUUUGAAAUAGUUUUGAUUUUUAUUUUGUUGAUAUAACCCUGGGCUCAAUUAAGAUUUUGCCUUGAUAUUUUCCUAAACUACAGUAGCUCUUAGAAAUAGUUUUCUUCCAUUCAAACGUGAUAAAACACUUUUUUCUCAAAAAUACUUUUGUUGCAGACCAAAUGGCUCCAAUUCCGGCUCCUCGAAAGGCGUGUAUGGUAAAUUCGACCAACGUAAAAUGGGGCUCUAA
Messenger RNA from Caenorhabditis angaria, 2359 nucleotides. The record is from the annotation of a GenBank genome assembly. NCBI's taxonomy places the organism in Eukaryota, Metazoa, Nematoda, Chromadorea, Rhabditida, Rhabditidae.